GUCACUUCCUGGCGUCAGACAGCCAGUUGAGGCCAGUUCAGUAUAGCUGUAGUAUCAGUCUGUCAACACUCGGCAGCUUCAGCUCUGCCCGUCUGCAGCGACAACAUUUUUCUGUCAAACUUGACUCGUUUUCCUCUUCAACGACGUUUUCCUUCAGAUAACAGCGACUCUCUCCUCACUAUGACUCGAAGGUGAUCUUCAGAGUGUCCGGGUGGUUCUGGGGUUCCAGGUUGGUGUGGUGAGAGAGCAAGCUAACUGUGGGGAGGAGGACCGCCUGGGGCAUCGUGUCCCUGGCUCUCAAGUAACUAAGGAAGGGGCUUGGCAAACUGUUCGGCAGCAUGGAGAAGGAAGACCUGAAGGUCCUCAACAAGGGGGAGGAGGAGGAGAUGGAGCUGCAGGGCUACCGUCUGUGUCGUUGGCGACUGGCCCUGGUGGGCCUUGGGGUACUAUGUACAGGGGGCUUCCUCCUCCUGCUGCUCUACUGGAUGCCAGAAUGGUGCGUCAAGUCCACCUGCACCCGUACCACAGCCCGUGAUGCUGAAGUGGUGUUGCUGCGUUCUACGGAUGAGUUCCGGCGCUGGUUCCUGGCCAGGGUGCGAGUGAUGCUGGCCCCGGGGAGCAACCCCUUCCACAGCCUGGAGACCCAGACCACCUCCCCCUCCUCCCCUUCCCCUCCCUCCUGCCCCUUCUCCUCCCCUGCCUCCCCUCCUCUGGCCAACGGACACACUCCUCACCCCUCCGAUGGCAGCCCCGCUCAGGAGCUCAUCAGUAGAUUUGCCGACUACCAGCCCACACAGAUUCGCUAUUUUACUUUCCAUAGCACAAAGUAUUACUGGAACGAUGAGGUGCAGAACUUUGAGGUUUUAACCGGCCUGGAGGAUCUGCAGAUCAGCUGCUCCUCUCUCCACUCGGAGCACGGCGCAGGCCUGACCAGGAACCAGCAGGAGUACAGGAGACUGUUCUUCGGAGUGAAUGAAAUUGCAGUGAAAGUGCCUUCUGUUUUCAAGCUGCUUAUCAAAGAGGUCCUCAACCCUUUCUACAUCUUCCAGCUCUUCAGUGUGAUCCUGUGGAGUGCCGAUGAGUAUUACUACUAUGCUGUGGCCAUUGUUUUCAUGUCGGUCAUAUCCAUAGCUACCUCUCUGUACACCAUCAAAAAGCAAUACGUCAUGCUUCACGACAUGGUGGCAGCUCACAGUAUUGUCCGUGUGUCUGUAUGCCGAGCCAAUAAUGAUAUCGAAGAGAUUUUGUCUACUGACCUGGUGCCUGGCGAUGUGAUAGUCAUCCCCAGCAACGGGACCAUCAUGCCGUGUGACGCCGUGCUGGUCAGUGGCACCUGCAUAGUGAAUGAAAGCAUGCUCACAGGUGAGAGUGUUCCAGUGACAAAGACCAACCUCCCAAACCCAGGCCCAGGGGAGAGGGGGGAGGAGGCUGUUAGUGCCUACAACACAGAGGAGCACAAGAGACAUACACUCUUCUGUGGCACCAAUGUGAUCCAAACCCGCUUCUACACAGGCGAACUGGUCAAGGCUGUGGUUGUCCGCACAGGUUUCAGCACAGCCAAAGGCCAGCUGGUGCGCUCCAUCCUUUAUCCCAAACCCACCGACUUCAAGCUGUACCGUGAUGCCUACCUCUUCCUGUUGUGUUUGGUGGCUGUGGCUGGAAUCGGCUUCGUAUACUCUAUUGUCCUCAGUAUCAUGAACAAGGUGCCAGCUAAAACCAUCAUCAUCGAGUCUCUGGACAUCGUCACCAUCACUGUGCCACCUGCACUGCCAGCCGCCAUGACAGCUGGCAUUGUGUAUGCCCAGCGACGCCUAAAACGCAUCGGCAUUUUCUGCAUCAGCCCACAGAGGAUCAAUAUCUGUGGGCAGAUCAAUCUGGUCUGCUUCGACAAAACUGGAACUCUGACUGAAGAUGGAUUAGAUCUGUGGGGGGUCCAGAGGGUUGAGAACGGCAGUUUCCACCUGUCAGAGGAAAAUGCCUACAAGGAGAAUCUUGUCAAGUCCCAGUUUGUGGCUUGCAUGGCCACCUGCCACUCUCUUACCAAAAUAGAAGGCCAGCUGUCUGGAGACCCGCUAGACCUCAAAAUGUUUGAGGCUACAGGCUGGAUCCUGGAGGAGGCCACGGAGGAGGAAACAUCUCUACACAAUCGUAUCAUGCCUACUGUAGUUCGACCCCCAAAGCAGUUGUUGCCCCCACAGCCUGCUGUAUCACCAGAACAGGACGUGGAACUCUAUGAGCUCUCGUCAGCGUAUGAGAUAGGUAUUGUGCGCCAGUUUCCUUUCUCCUCUGCGCUUCAGAGGAUGAGUGUGGUAGCUCGUUUACUGGGGGAGAAACGUAUGGAUGCCUACAUGAAGGGAGCUCCAGAGGUGGUGGCUAGUCUCUGCAAGAAAGAGACAGUGCCAGAAAACUUUGCAGAGGUUUUGGAGGGCUACACCAAGCAGGGCUUCAGAGUCAUUGCUCUUGCUCAUCGCCGACUUGAAUCCAAACUCACCUGGCACAAGGUCCAGAAUAUCAACAGGGAUCACAUCGAGGCAAACAUGGAGUUCCUUGGUCUUAUCAUCAUGCAGAACAAACUGAAGCCAGAAACCCCGGGAGUGCUGCAGGAUCUUCAUCGAGCCAACAUCCGUACUGUCAUGGUUACUGGUGACAACAUGCUGACCGCUAUCUCUGUGGCCCGGGACUGUGGAAUGAUCCCUCCCAAGGACACGGUCAUAAUAGCUGAUGCCAUCCCUCCCCAUGAUGGACAAGCAGCCAAGAUCACCUGGAGAUACGCUGACAAACCUACCAAGACGUCUCGCCUUGAGGAAGUGAACAUAAGCCUGGAGGAUGUAUGUCACGUAGAUGAGCCCAAAACACAAGAACUGUACCAUUUCGCCAUGAACGGAAAAUCAUUUGCUGUAAUCGCCGAGCAUUUCCCUGACAUGCUUCAGAAGUUGGUGUUGCAUGGGACAGUGUUUGCCAGAAUGGCUCCUGACCAGAAAACCCAGCUCAUUGAGGCACUGCAAGGAGUAGACUACUUUGUGGGAAUGUGCGGAGAUGGAGCCAAUGACUGCGGGGCUCUGAAGAGGGCUCAUGGUGGGAUCUCUCUGUCCGAGCUCGAAGCCUCAGUAGCCUCUCCUUUCACCUCAAGAACCCCCAACAUCUCCUGUGUUCCCAGUCUCAUCAGGGAGGGACGUGCUGCUCUUAUCACCUCCUUCUGUGUGUUUAAGUUUAUGGCCCUGUACAGCAUCAUCCAGUACAUCAGCGUCACCCUCCUCUACUCUAUCCUAAGUAACCUUGGAGACUUCCAGUUCCUCUUCAUCGACAUUGCUAUCAUCCUCCUUAUUGUCUUCACCAUGAGUCUGAAUCCAGCCUGGAAAGAACUGGUGUCGCGCCGCCCUCCAUCAGGUCUGAUCUCAGGGCCUCUGCUGUUCUCUGUGCUGACCCAGAUCCUCAUCUGCCUGGGCUUCCAGACCAUUACAUUCCUUUGGGUCCGACACCAGCCCUGGUACACGGUCUGGAUGCCACUUACAGAUGUCUGCAACCUCACAUCACACAUUAACAUGUCCGACCACAACGACACAGAGAUAGACGACCACAACAUCCAAAACUUUGAGAACACCAGCCUCUUCUACGUCUCCUGCUUCCAGUACCUCAUUGUUGCCAUCGUUUUCUCCAAAGGCAAACCUUUCAGGCAGCCAAGCUACAAAAACUGGCCUUUUGUGGUGUCGGCCGUGAGUUUGUAUGUUUUCCUGCUGUUCAUCAUGUUCCACCCUAUCGACAGCAUUGACGAGUUUCUAGAGAUUGUUUGUGUCCCAUUUGAUUGGAGGUUAAAACUUCUCCUCAUCAUCGUGGUCAAUGCGGCCGUGUCUGUUGUGGUUGAGACCUUCAUCCUUGACAUCGUCUUAUGGAAGCUUGUGUUCAGCCGAGACAAACAAGGCAACUUUGGCAUCACCCCUGCUGCCCCGACACCACAGGGAGUCAUUGACUUGCGAGGGUACAAGUGUCUGUCUCGGCUCUGCUGUCCACGCAAGAUGAUGCCAAAGGCUCGCUACAUGCAUCUGGCCCAGGAGCUCAGUGUGGAUCCCGACUGGCCUCCAAAGCCAACAACCACCACUGAGGCCAAGCCACGCCCAGAAAAUGGCUCUACCUAUCAGAUCAUGAUCAACUCCUAGCACCCCCACAGCCUACAACUAUCCAAUCUCCACCUGUCAUAAUAGAGACAUGCAUACAAGCUGUGUUUAGUAAAUACCCAUUCAACCUAUUUAAAUGGAAGUGUCACCGGAUUGCUUGUCUUCACUAUCCUUACAUCGAGUCCUGCAAUAUUGCAGCGUUACUGCAAAAACCAUUAGAUUACACACAAGUACCAAAAAAAUGUAAGGUUUAGUUAUUUCAGUACUCUUCUCUGUCAGGCUCACCCCAUCACACGUUCUCAGGUUUCAUUUGCAUGUCAUGAAAUGUCAUUUAAACAUUAUUGCCAUCAUGCUCAAAUCCCAUCCUCAGUUGCAAUGUCUGGUCACCAAAGCUGAGCAGCAUUUGGCUUAGACUGGGAGGAGGGCUGAUAUGCCAGGUCAGAUUUGUGCAUUGAACCUUUCAGAUCGACUGCCAAUACAGGUUCAACAUCCCCUCACUAGAGAGCAAGAGACAGGAAGUCCCACUACACUUUAAAGCCAUAUCCAUAUAGUUGUUCUGUCGGAUAGAAGUUGUUGUUGUUGAAUGCUGGAAGUAGUUACUUUUAUAAUUAACAAGGUCUUUAGAUUUCAUUAGCAACCACGGUUCUGUUGUUUAGUGAAGAGCAUAAUAGCCUGUGCACUUCUUUCAGAGAGUACUAACACAGACAAUGGAGAAGUACAUAUAGGAUCAAAGUGAUUGUAGCUUGAAGAAGGGUUGUAUGUUGUCAUACAGGUAAGUGCAAUGUGACUGGAUCUGAAAAGGAGCAUACAAAGAUGGACUGAUCAUGAAACUAGUGUGUAAGAGUUAAAGAAAGGUGAUGGAAGAAAGCACUUGGAGCUGUGACAUUCUGUUUAUGGAUUAAAAGUGUGUAGAUGGAUUUAGUCAUAGAGCAGCAAGAAGCAACAAAAUUCCACUCGGUGUUUCUUUGCACGGGUCAUGGCUCAUGUGAGUAGUGCAGCGUCUGAUUGCUACUGUGUAGUGGUCUCACACAGCUAAUGUACGUAGAAUAAUUUUCAUGUGGGACCCUAACCACCUGGCAACCUCUUUUCAGAGAGUAUAUAUAGAGAAAAGGGACUCUAAAGGGCACAAUGAACCCCAAUAGUUAAAUGACAUAACUCAUUUGAGACCAAUAUUCAGUCAGUUUUUAGCUUGGAGUCAUAAAAUGGCUGCUGUCAAUGUUUUUUUUUUUGUUUUUUUUUUUACAAUUGCACACUCCAAACCUAUCUAAAGGCAUAGUACACAUUUGGAAAAUAAAGAAGAUUGAUUGAAAAUCAGUUUUAAAAUUAUCCUGCUCCACUUGGCGACUUUUAUUUGAUCUAGCGAAAUGUCGGAGAAAAAAAAACACUUUGACGUUACAAGUUGGCAAACCAGGUGUAGGAAGGUGGAUUUUUAAAAUUGCAUGACUUAAUGACAAAACACAUAAAUCAAAACAUAUUAGAACCAAAUAACCUGUAAGGUAGUUUUUUUCCUCAUAAUUUGGUCCUUGCUUUUAUAAACAGUUAAGACCUGGAGUAUAAAAUAACAAUUAAAUGACUUUAAGAGAACAGUGAGGAAGACAGAUGUGAUGGUGCAGGCUGGGACUUGUGGCACGGCGUCCAUUGUAUAUAUGUUUAACUGUAGGGUUUUUAACAAAGAUAUGAUUAGAUAUAAAUAAAAAAGAAAAUUACAAAAUCAAAAAGACAGAUGUCAUCUCAGCUUUUUAGCCAUAUUUGUGUCUGGGAUCCUUUGGAGUAUGAAAUUUGUGACAGACAUCCAUGUCCCCAGAGGAUCAAGUCAAAUGAGUUUUAGUGCUGAUGUUAUUAAAUAGGAACGGCACUAAAAACUGAAAUUCAUGACUGAAUUCCUAUCAGCCUUUAUAGUACUUUGACAUUGAUGCUAAACUAUCAUGCUAACAAUUACUCUGUUUUGAUAAGUGCUAGCAUCAUAUGCUAAUACCAACAUGACCGCUCUGGUACCUCCCCUCAGUCCAUACUGCUUUGCCCCACUAGUAGUAAAAGUAAUUUACCAGCAAACUUGUCUCUACUUUCCAUCUGUCAGAAUAUAUUUUCUAGUAUGUAGUGAGCUUUGUACACUCAUCGCGAAGUUGUUCCCGUCUCUUAACCUUGUGUUUGCAUCUAUGAGCCAUGUCCAGUCAGCAGAAAACACACAAAGACUUGCAUGAAGCCAGCUCCCUGUUGUCAUGAUCUGACCACUUGAUGGUUGCAAUACUAGAACUAUUACUACGAAUAUACAACAUUACUGUAGAAAUAAGCAGCAUUUACAUUACCAUCACUGUACUACAAGAAAAAUCUGCACCAGAAACCGCAUGCGUCUGGCCAGUUAUCUUGGACAAUUAUCCACAUGCAUGAGACCAUAUGAAUCAAAGCAUCCUACAUCUUCAAACUCCUUAGAGAUUGGCUGCAGAAAGUCACAAGUACGACUUCAAUUUCCUUUUUUAAAGAAGAUUUCUUCCUGUGGAAGAUUGAUUAUAAGCGUGAUAGAGAGUAAAUUAAGGCAAGAAAUUGUGCAUCUCAUCUGCCUGCUACUUUGGCUAUUUCAAAGCAUCCAUGUAACAGCACACCCUGCAUAAACUGUAUGCAGAUACACAGCUGUAUCCAUGUAUUACACAUAGACUACCUGCAUAGAGAGUUAAGGGCUAUAUCUUACGUUCACUGCUCUUCCUUUGACUUUCUAAAGUGAUGCACCCUGAAAUCUGUUCUUUGACACUCACCCAUUAGACUCACUAGACUUUGAAAGUAGCUCUAAAGUUUGCAGUUCCUCCUUAAUGAAACCUGAUGGUGGAAAUUCAGUCUGUUGAAACUGAUUCCAAUAAUGGCAUACUGAGCAAAUGGAGCAGAGCUUUAGAGAAGCAGUUUACACUCCUGAGUAGGAGUCUGACGACUUCUUAUUUGCGUUUUCAGCCAUGAAAAUGGAGAAACUGCUAACUUUUUACAGCCACAUUCAAGUGUUCUGUGGUAGUGAUUGAAAGGGGAGAUUUAUGGUGAAGUGUCACUUUAAAACAAAGAUGUGUUGCAUCUCACAUGCAACAGAUUACCAGUGUCAGUAUAACGGUAUACUUUGCAUAGCAGUCUACCUUUCAUGAAUUGUAUAGUUUCAGUAUUUUAAGAGUCCUUAUUAGUGGUUAUGUGACGCCAUGUCAAAAGAAUGUCGAACUAAAUGUAAUGUUGCUGUCCUUCAAAAACUAAGCAAAUUAUGUCUCAGACAUCUGGUAACAGCGCUGUAUUUUCUGACCUUUCUGUCAUGUAUGUCACUGGACAUCACAUUUAUCUUGUCCGUUAAUUAUGCAUAAUAUUGAAACAAAAUCACAACACAUUUCUUGUAAUGCCAGUAUCAUAUUAGUAAGGACAAGAUUUUAAAGUUGCUGAAAUACAUGGUCUGUUAAGAUAUAUGUAAUAACAUUUCAUAUUCAUAGGAAAUUUGAGCUUCACACUGUUCAGGAUGAGUUAAAAUGCAAAAAUGUAACCAGAGUUUCCAUGGAUGCAUUGUUUGUUAUUAUUAUUAUUUUGUGGGUGAACUGUCAGCGUGAAAAGGAGGACGUAUAGUUAUGAUGCAGAUGUGGUGGUGAUGUGUACAGAUGAGAAUUGCAAAAUGUGGUUCAGACUGACAUUCUUGUUCCAGUUUGCAGAACGAUUCUCUUCCAGUAUGUCAUCAGAACUUAUGUCUGUUGGAUUUCUAAAGUGUUGCUGAUGUACCUAAACACUGGUUCCAUAAAUCACACCAGUUUCUCAGCUUUUGAAUUAUUCAGUGGAUUUUUUUUUUCUCAAGAUACCUACUGAGGCUAAGAUUGAAUGUUGUAUAACAAAAUUUAAUGCAAUGCAAUACUAGUUAUUGAUUUUAUUUCCAAAGACUUUUCAUCGCAAUUGUGCUGGUUGUAGAGAGAAUUAAAAGAGAAAAGUUUAAUUUUAGCCUGUAGUCAGUGCUGUCAAUUGAUUUGACCCAGCAGAAGUGGACUUAAAGGGGUGAUAAUAAUAUUAGAGGUUGGAUUUUAUCUGUAUAUAUGAGAUGUACAUUUCUAGCGUGAACAUAAAAGUCAAAAUAUUUAGUUAUAAAAAUGUAUGUUUUUUUGAAUUAUCAAAGGGCUGGUGUGUCUUUUUCCACUUUUUUGGUACUGUGUUACAAUCAGUCGUCUACUUUUGAUUUGUACUGUCUGUUGGAUUUAUUUGUACUUUCACUUUUGUUAUGGAGUUGCUUUAUCUUGAAUCUUUCUUAUGUGGGCAUCAAUCCUGGGCAUUUAUUUCACAGUUUCAAUCAGUUAUUUCAAAGUGUGAUCGGGGCACGUGCAUCAGUAUUUGCUUUGUCUCGGGUAAACAAAAUGCAGCAAAUGUCUAUUUUAGACGUGGAAUGAAGCUGAACUGUAACCAUCGUACAUGGAAAGUUUUGUCUCUGCAGUUUGUCUCUUGAGGUUUCUAAAGUAGAUCUGUCUGUCAGCUUUUGGUUUUCUUCUCUUUUGCUUCAAAACUUUGUAUCAAUCUGAGAAUCUGACACAAGAAGGGAAUAUACUGUAGUAUGUUUGGCGCCUUCGCUUUGCGCUUUCAAAAUUUAAGCAUCAUCUGACAAUCUUUUUUUUUUUUCCUGAUCAUCCAAUGUGUGUAUUUUACUUCAUUUGGAGAUCUUUUUCUUCAACUCUUCUUUUGCAUCCAUGUAAAAUUAAAAUGUAAUUGGCGAGCAGAAUGUGCAUUGCUGUUCGAUAUCAGCGAUCUGUUGUAGAAAUGAUUAUAUUGCUGCUAGGAGCAAAAAAGAUUCAGUCUCAGCUGUGUCCUAACUGCACCUUGAUACAUAAAAUUUAAUUUAAGAAGUGUAAAUACUACUACUGCUUCUCUUCUACGCUACAGUUCUGCCUUUUAUUGUAACACAGCUGUGUCAAAGCAAUGGAUUAUAUGCUGAAACCUCUAUGCUCUUACACAGGUACAUCUUAUACUGACUGUUCAGUUGGUAUUGGCCUCUUACUCGCAUCAUGUAUUUAAAACGAACCAUCGAAUGGCAUUGAGAUUGAAUCUGCCGAGUAAACAGAGACUCACGUGGAUGUUGUUUCCUCAGGGGACUGUGUCUAUGUGUAAUGACGAGAGGAAAAAAAAAUUGAAACCCAAACUGAAUAAAAAAUACACUUGCUAAAACCAUUUAUUACAGACUGUCUGUAUGUCUACUGUUUCAGGACAGUUUAUUUGGUGUGCUUAUUUUUUUGCAGCGCCCUCACCUCAGCAAGAGGCUUGUCUGAGCUAUAUGUUUUUUUUUCUUCUUUUUUAUUGGCAGAGAUGUACAUUUUUUGAAAUUUUUUGUACUUUAUAAUUUAUUUUUUAUUUAUUUUAAUUUCAUUUUCCCUGACGAUUGUAUUUCAGAUUCAUCUUGAUUUCUUUCUUUUCAAUAAAUGUUCUCAAAGCA
Acanthochromis polyacanthus (spiny chromis) is the source of this 9531-nucleotide messenger RNA. RefSeq names its product ATPase 13A3 (gene atp13a3). Gene Ontology annotation, cellular component: late endosome membrane. Gene Ontology annotation, molecular function: ATP hydrolysis activity; polyamine transmembrane transporter activity; ATPase-coupled monoatomic cation transmembrane transporter activity. NCBI's taxonomy places the organism in Eukaryota, Metazoa, Chordata, Actinopteri, Pomacentridae. Gene Ontology annotation, biological process: intracellular calcium ion homeostasis; polyamine transmembrane transport. Bases 339 to 4154 code for a protein of 1271 amino acids. The transcript is spliced from 34 exons. The record is from RefSeq and is a predicted model, not a curated record.